AUGAGGACUUCAACGGCAGACAGACUCGACCUGAUACAAGACGCAAUUGACAAGCGAGAUUUGCUCAGCAUCAACAACGAGUAUGGUUCUUCCAGCGACAACGAUGAGUCGGAACAUCUCAAGAUAAUCAAGGACCCCGCGGACCUCACUGAUAUUCGGCCGGCGCAGGUAUCCAAGAACGGGUCCUAUUUCAGAACCAACAGUGAAGUGUCUUCCGCUGGCUCCACCGCUUCGUCGGCAGCGACGACUCCAAUAUCGUCGAGUCCCCUUGCCAACGAAGUCAAUGGCACACUACCAAAGCAUGGAAAACUCGAACGUCAUCAAGACCACCACCACCACCACAAUAAAGAGCUUAAGGAAAGACCAAAGCCCAAGGCUACCAGCAGCGGGUUACAGACUAGCGAGUCCGAUAUAACGUUGGCGGGGUUGGUCAAGUAUGUCUCCAAGCAAGACAAGGCGCGUCUUAACAACAGAAAGAAGGAGAAAACGGAGGCAACAGACGCAGAUGCAGAUGACCAAGGUCAUGAUUGCAAGAAACAACAUCGACAAUUGGCCAAGGACGGCAAAUACAAAUUGCGAUUUAGCGACCUCUCGUUCAAAUCGUCCAACCCGACGAUUUUCGACUCGCCCGAGUUUAUCAACUCGCAGUUCUUUGGCUUUUACGUUUUGUUCUGGCUCGCGACGGCCUUCACCAUGAUGAACCAGCUCGUGCAUAUUUAUUUCGAAAACGCCACCCCGUUUUACAACUGGGUCGUGGUCAAGACCUUACGCCAGGAUUUGCUCAAAGUUGGAAUCACCGAUUUGGUGAUGUACUUGGCUACCUAUUUCUCCUUUUUCACUCAGCUCUUGGUGAAGAAGAGGUUAUUGAGCUGGAGAAGGUUUGGAUGGAUCAUUGAAAGUGUCUACGAAGUUGCAUUUGUGGGCACCGUGAUUUGGUUUGUUUAUUACAUGCAUUUCCCCUGGAUCGCCAGGGUGUUUUUGGUUUUGCAUAGUCUUGUGUUUUUGAUGAAGAUUCAUUCGUAUUCCUUCUACAACGGGUACUUGUGGGCUGUUUACACCGAGGGGUUAUUCUCCGAGUCCUACUUGAACAAGUUGUUGAACGAUGAAGUUGAACUACCCGAGGGCCAUGAAUUAAGCUCGACUUUGAAAACUUUGGAGGGAAGUAUCGAGUUUGCCAAGUAUGAGUUGGAGUACCAGUCGCGCGCCACGACGGAUAAACCCGAGAAUGACCAUCACAAAUUCGAGGCCGCAAGACUCGACAUCUCCAUCGAGGAGCUUCAAAAGCAGGGCAUUAUCAAGUUCCCCCAGAACGUCAACCUUGGCACAUACUUUGAAUACAGCAUGUUCCCGACCCUUGUUUACACCUUGACGUACCCUAGAACUAAAAGGAUCCGCUGGAGCUAUGUGUUUGCAAAGACCUGCGCCGUGUUUGGUCUAUUCUUUUUGAUGAUCACCAUUUCGGAAAACAGCUUGUUGCCGAUAUUUGCUCGCUGUCAAGAAGUGAAAAAGCUCCCCUUUAAACAAGAGAUUCCUCAAUUCAUUUUCAUUCUCCUCGACACUAUCCCGCCAUUUUUCAUGAAUUAUUUAUUCACUUUUUUCCUCAUUUGGGAUUCCGUGCUUAACGCGCUCGCUGAGCUUACACGAUUCGCCGACCGCGAAUUCUACGGGGCCUGGUGGUCAUGUACUGACUUUUCCCAGUUUGCCCGCUUAUGGAACAAGCCAGUGCACAAUUUCUUACUCAGACACGUCUACCAUUCCAGCAUCAGUGCGUUCCACGUCAACAAGAUCCACGCGGCGCUUUUCACUUUCAUCUUGAGCAGUCUCGUUCACGAGUUGGUGAUGUAUAUCAUCUUUGGCACCGUGCGUGGUUACUUGUUGUGGUUCCAGAUGUCGCAGAUACCGUUGAUUAUGUUGAGUCAGACGAAAUUGCUCAAGGGACGCCGAGUCUUGGGGAAUAUCAUAUGCUGGUUUGGAUUCAUUAGUGGGCCCAGUGUAAUCUGCUGCUUGUAUCUAGUGUUUUAA
Lodderomyces beijingensis is the source of this 2022-nucleotide messenger RNA. The record is from the annotation of a GenBank genome assembly. NCBI's taxonomy places the organism in Eukaryota, Fungi, Ascomycota, Pichiomycetes, Serinales, Debaryomycetaceae.